CAGACACGACAAUGGAAGGCUUUCGACGCGCGAGUCGGCGAUUCAGCCAACGGUCCAAGCCACUGUUUGGCGUCAACUACAACGACCGCGUCGAGGCGCUUGCCUGCGAGGCCAUGAUCUUCCUCGAGCAAGAAGGGCUCAAGGAGGAAGGUCUCUUCCGCGUGCCUGGCUCCGUGCCGACCGUCCAGCAGAUGAAGAAGGACAUCAACCGGGCCACGAGUGGGGAUGCCAAGUCUCGUCGAGAACGCAUUCUCGCCACCUUGGAUUUGAUGCCGGAAGCCAAUCUCAACGGACUGAAGCUCUUGAUGCAAUUCUUGGCCAAAGUUGCUCGCUUCUCGAAAUUCAACAAAAUGGAGCCGUCCAACCUGGCCAUUGUGUUCGCACCAAGUUUGCUGCGAUCAAAGGAAGAGUCGACGCAACUCAUUACAGACUCGGUUGUCUCGACCGCCCUCCUUGUCAAUUUGAUUCAAGAUUUCAAUUACUUUUUCGCCGUCAAGCAAGAGGCCAAGGCACUCUACGACUACAAAGCAGUGGACGAAAAUGAAGUGUCGUUGACACGAGGCGAAAAGAUUUUCGUUUUGACGCCACCAGACGACGAAGAGCCCUCGGACUGGAUCAAGGUUGAAGUUGGCUCCAACAAUAUUGGCUAUGUGCCGACCAAAUUCAUCACGUUUGAUCUCACAACACCAAUGGAUACAGUCUACACUGAGGGCAUUCGUCUCACCGCCCAGAAGGUCAAGAGCUUGAUGGAGGCACGAUACCAAGAGAUUUACUCGAAUCUCGAGCGCCGCGACCGAACAUUCUCGACCCUCCAAGUCUUCCGCUCGCAAAUGGAACAAAAGUACUCGACCUUCCGAAAACUCAGUUCAAAGCGAUUGGAAGAGGAGCGUGUCAAAUUUGAAAACACUCGUGUCGCACGGUUCAAACAAAUGAUGGAAUCCCGCUACGGGCGGCCUCCCGGUCAAUCUCCAGAGACGGAUGCUGAAAAUCAAAAGAUCAGCGACGAUUUCAAGCACAUUCUGCUCGAUCGCAUGGACCGAAUCAAGCGGGGCGAGUUUAACUUUGGCGACGCCAGCGUCUUCAACAAGAUGUCCGAGGACGAGCUGAUUGAUCGCUCGAUUAUGCUUGCGACUGCUCGGCCGAAUCACUCGCGGUCUGCUUCCUCUGUGAACUCUGAAGAUGCGGCCGAGACGAGCGCAGUGUAG
Molecule: messenger RNA, 1205 nt
Organism: Capsaspora owczarzaki ATCC 30864
Lineage: Eukaryota; Filasterea; Ministeriida; Capsasporidae
Exons: 10
Coding region: 12-1205 (397 amino acids)
Biological process (GO): small GTPase-mediated signal transduction
Cellular component (GO): cytoplasm
Molecular function (GO): GTPase activator activity; protein binding
Source: RefSeq, a predicted model, not a curated record